Molecule: messenger RNA, 6457 nt
Organism: Larimichthys crocea (large yellow croaker)
Lineage: Eukaryota; Metazoa; Chordata; Actinopteri; Sciaenidae
Product: phosphatidylinositol 4,5-bisphosphate 3-kinase catalytic subunit alpha isoform
Exons: 21
Coding region: 585-3791 (1068 amino acids)
Biological process (GO): phosphatidylinositol 3-kinase/protein kinase B signal transduction; phosphatidylinositol-mediated signaling; phosphatidylinositol-3-phosphate biosynthetic process
Cellular component (GO): phosphatidylinositol 3-kinase complex, class IA; phosphatidylinositol 3-kinase complex, class IB; plasma membrane
Molecular function (GO): 1-phosphatidylinositol-3-kinase activity; 1-phosphatidylinositol-4-phosphate 3-kinase activity
Source: RefSeq, a predicted model, not a curated record
GGAACAAACACUUAAGCGCCGUUCCUCUUUGGGAAAACCGUGAAACACACAGUGAACAAGCGGUUUCCCCCUCACUGAAGUCCUUCAUGACAAACUCCUCUCUCCACCAUGUAAACUAACUCGCCGUGUGGGAGGGCGGUGCAUGAGGAUGAGCCUGCUAGCAGCCCUCGAGCAGCAGCAGCAGCAGCAGCAGCGGGCUAGCCGUGUGGAGCUAACGUGCUACCAAACUGCAGUUUAUUUUCGGGACAGCACGAUGAAGAACAUCAUGAAGUAUUACAGACUUAUUCCACCACAGUGUAUUGACAACAUCACCGGGAGCUAGGGGAGUCUUUUCUUCACUAUAGCGGGUCUGUCCCGACCCUCCAGUAUAUUGUUUGGAUGGACUAAACGUUAGAGCUUAGCGCCGCCGCUUGAGACUCGCCGAGCGGGCGCGGAUGGGACUGACACAGCCGGGCGGUGCUAAUGAUUGUGCUCUGACUAGCUCCGCGGCUAACCGGGUGGCGUUAGCUAUCUGACACAGUUGGUUGACAUCGCUCAUCUGAUAAUUACCCGGCUCUGAAAAGAGCGAAUUCGCUGGCACGACCAUGCCUCCAAGGCCCUCCUCAGGAGAACUAUGGGGGAUGCACUUGAUGCCCCCCAGCAUCCUAGUGGAUUGCCUUCUGCCAAAUGGCAUGAUUCUCACGUUGGAGUGCCUCCGGGAAGCCACGCUGAUCACAGUCAAGCAUGAGCUUUUCAAAGAAGCCAGGAAGUACCCGCUUUACCAUCUGCUACAGGAGGAGAGCUCCUACAUCUUUGUCAGUGUCACCCAGGAGGCAGAGCGGGAGGAGUUUUACGACGAGACCAGGAGGUUGUGCGAUCUUAGGCUCUUUCAGGCUUUCCUCAAAGUUAUUGAGCCAGUGGGCAACAGAGAAGAGAAAAUUCUCAACAGAGAGAUCGGUUUUGCUAUUGGAAUGCCUAUAUGUGAGUUUGAUUUGGUGAAAGACCCAGAGGUGCAGGACUUCAGAAGGAACAUUUUAAAUGUUUGCAAAGAGGCUGUGGACCUCAGAGACAGUAACGGACCCCACAGUAGAGCUUUGUACGUAUAUCCUCCAAAUGUAGAAUCCUCUACAGACCUUCCCAAGCACAUCUAUAACAAACUAGAUAAAGGUCAAAUCAUUGUGGUUAUAUGGGUCAUUGUGUCACCCAGCAACGACAAGCAGAAGUACACCCUGAAGAUCAACCACGAGUAUGUGCCGGAGCAGGUGAUCGCCGAAGCCAUCCGUAAGAAGACGCGUAGCAUGCUGCUCUCCCAGGAGCAGUUAAAGAUGUGUGUGCAGGAGUAUCAGGGAAAGUACAUCCUCAAAGUCUGUGGCUGUGACGAGUACUUACUGGAGAAAUACCCUCUGAGUCAGUACAAGUACGUGCGCAGCUGUAUCAUGCUGGGACGGAUGCCCAACUUGAUGCUAAUGGCAAAAGACAGCCUGUAUUCCCAGUUGCCCAUGGACAACUUCACCAUGCCGUCGUAUGCAAGGCGAAUAUCAACAGCAACGCCGUACAUGAACGGGGAAACGGCCACCAAGUCUCUAUGGACUAUCAACGGGACACUGAGGAUCAGGAUACUGUGCGCCACUUACGUCAAUGUCAACAUCAGAGACAUUGACAAGAUCUACGUCAGGACUGGGAUAUACCACGGUGGAGAGCAGUUGUGUGACAAUGUCAACACCCAGCGCGUGCCCUGCUCGAACCCCAGGUGGAACGAGUGGCUGAACUAUGACAUGUACAUUCCAGACAUCCCCCGUGCUGCACGACUCUGCCUUUCUAUCUGCUCUGUGAAAGGAAGGAAAGGAGCUAAAGAGGAGCACUGCCCUCUCGCCUGGGGCAACAUCAACCUGUUUGACUACACCCACACAUUAGUAGCAGGUAAAAUGGCUCUCAACCUAUGGCCUGUCCCCCACGGCCUGGAAGACCUGCUCAACCCUAUCGGAGUCACAGGCUCUAACCCCAACAAGGAGACCCCUUGUCUGGAGCUCGAGUUUGACCAUUUCAGUUGCCCCGUCAAAUACCCUGAUAUGACCAUCAUUGAAGAUCACGCAAACUGGAAUAUAUCCAGAGAGCUUGGCUUUAAUUACUGCCACACCGGUUUGAGUAACAGGCUGGCACGUGACAACCCCCUGACCGACAGUGAUACUGAGCAGCUACGGCAGGUGUGUAACAGAGACCCGCUGUCUGAAAUCACUGAGCAGGAGAAAGACUUUGUAUGGAGGCACAGACAAGACUGCGUCAAUAUGCCAGAGAUCCUACCCAAGAUCCUCCUUGCUGUGAAAUGGAACUCCAGAGAUGAGAUAGCACAGAUGUAUUGCCUUCUGAAAGACUGGCCAGCUAUCAAGCCAGAACAAGCCAUGGAGUUGCUGGACUGCAACUUCCCCGAUCCCAUGAUCAGAGAGUUUGCCGUAAAGUGCCUUGAGAAAUACCUAACAGAUGACAAACUCUCACAGUACCUCAUUCAACUGGUUCAGGUUCUAAAGUAUGAGCAGUACCUUGAUAACCCCCUUGCACGCUUCCUACUGAAAAAGGCAUUAACCAAUCAGAGGAUAGGACAUUUCUUCUUCUGGCAUUUAAAGUCAGAGAUGCACAACAAGACAGUGAGCCAGCGUUUCGGCCUGCUUCUGGAGUCAUACUGUCGGGCCUGUGGCAUGUAUCUAAAGCACCUGAGCAGACAGGUGGAGGCCAUGGAGAAACUCAUCAAUCUCACCGACCUCCUCAAACAGGAGAAAAAAGAUGAGGCACAGAAGGUUCAAAUGAAGUUUCUGGUGGAACAGAUGAGAAGGCCUGAUUACAUGGACGCCCUGCAGAGCUUCACCUCCCCACUGAAUCCAGCACAUCAGCUGGGGAACCUCCGCCUGGAGGAAUGCAGGAUGAUGUCAUCAGCCAAGCGACCUCUGUGGCUUAACUGGGAAAACCCAGAUAUGAUGUCAGAGCUGCUCUUUCAGAACAACGAAAUCAUCUUCAAAAAUGGAGAUGAUUUGAGGCAAGACAUGCUGACGCUGCAGAUCAUUAGGAUAAUGGAGAACAUCUGGCAGAACCAAGGCCUUGAUCUCAGAAUGCUGCCGUAUGGCUGUCUGUCAAUCGGUGACUGCGUGGGUUUGAUCGAGGUGGUGAGGAACUCUCACACAAUCAUGCAGAUCCAGUGCAAAGGAGGCCUAAAGGGGGCACUGCAGUUCAACAGCCACACAUUGCAUCAGUGGCUCAAGGAUAAGAACAAGGGAGAGAUGUAUGACCAGGCCAUAGAUCUGUUCACAAGGUCGUGUGCAGGCUACUGUGUAGCUACAUUUAUCCUGGGCAUUGGGGACAGGCACAACAGCAACAUCAUGGUCAAAGAUGACGGACAGCUGUUCCACAUAGACUUUGGCCAUUUCCUCGACCACAAAAAGAAGAAGUUCGGGUACAAGAGAGAGCGUGUGCCCUUUGUGCUCACACAGGACUUCCUGAUCGUUAUUAGCAAAGGAACUCAAGAGUGCACCAAAACAAGGGAGUUUGAAAGGUUUCAAGAGAUGUGUUACAAGGCGUACCUGGCAAUCCGGCAGCAUGCCAACCUCUUCAUCAACCUCUUCUCCAUGAUGCUGGGCUCGGGGAUGCCCGAGCUGCAGUCAUUUGACGACAUCGCGUACAUCAGAAAGACCCUGGCCUUGGACAAGUCUGAGCAGGAGGCCCUGGACUACUUCAUGAAGCAGAUGAACGACGCUCACCACGGCGGCUGGACUACCAAGAUGGACUGGAUCUUCCACACAAUCCGCCAGCAUGCCAUGAACUAAAAUGCUAGAGUGGAGUAAAGGACUGUGGCAACAACAGCACACUAAGAACCAAAAGAAUAGCGAGAAGCGAACGAGGUAUUUUCCUAAACACACUAAAGCCUGGGUAAUACUUCUGCCAGCGUGUGACUCUGAAACAUUACCUGCUAGUGCACCACUAAAUGCGGGUGCUCAGAAAGGCCUGUUUCAGGGACAUAAUGUCUGAAUUCUCCUGUUUCGCCAGGUUUCCUCUCCCCGCACUAAGAAACGGGGGCAGAGUUCUGUUUUUCAGUCUUCUUCAUAGGAACUAAACAAGUGUAAUGGACCUCAACUACAUUAGCCUUCUUCAUAUGAACAAACUAUGGAUACAUUUUUAUUUUUCUUGAUGUUUUUUUUUUUUUUUUUUCUUUCCUUACAUCUACAACCCAUCAGCAUUAAGAAAGGAACAUCAUGAAGUGGUAUACCAUGAGCACAGCUGGCUUUUUCUAAUGAUGAACUGACAGAGCGUAACUGCAUUAUUUCCACGACCUAUUUUGAACUGAUGAAGAUGGGGGAGAUAUCGGCGCACGCAGCCAGGCUAGCUGAAACAAAAUUAAAGGGACAAUGAGGAGCCUGGCCGCUGCGCAACAAAUCAUGAUUGCCCCCUACAGUCAUAAAAAACAAUCACCAACACUUUUAGUAAAGUACUGACAAAGGACAUGUUGUUAAACACUUAGCAUUUAACUCUUUUGGAGCAACUAAAAUAAGGACUUAUUUGUAGCCUACAGAUGUCAUGUUUAGAACUCCUGCCACACCAGAUAAUUGACUUUUGUGCAGCAGUAUAUCCAUAGACUUGUAUGCAUUCGGUGCACAUAUUCCUUUUUUUGUGUCUAUUUUCUACUGAGCCAAAGUACUAGAUGUGUAACCCCACUACUAAGCAGUCUUAUUUUUAAAAAAGAAAAAAUGAAAAAGAAAUAGUCACUACUAUUCCAAAUCUCGUGUGUACUCAUAGCACUGAUCUCUGCAGUAUUUCUUUUUGUUUUGUUUUGUUUUGUCUUGUCUAUCAGUAUUAUUCAGACAGAUGUUGAGGCACAAAUGUCCGUCGUCUACCCCACGCAGUUAGAUCAAUCGGUCUUCUGUUAUUCGGCUGACAAAGGCAAGAAACGCAGGGGGAAAAGGAUGUGCAGUGUUCCUUUUGUGUGCUGUGCUGUUACACUAUGCAAGUUGUGAUCCUAAUGUGUACUGUAUACUGCAAAAAAAAAAAAAAAAAAAAAAAAGUUGUUGAUGUCAGAGUAAGGCAGAGAGAGAAAAAUGCAUCUCCCCUGACAUGCUCACACAGAGCAGCGUGUCAGUGGACUUUGUACAGACAGUACAUGGAAGAAAAAAAAACUGUAAGAGAAUCAGCUGCUUCUUUCCCCCUCAAAAAAGAACUGUGAGAAAUGCCUUUGGACCCUGCCUUUUGCUUCUCCUUACCAGGUUUAUAUUUGGAGCUUCAAUCUAAGCCAUCUGUAAAAUGUUUGAGCUGUUGGAUUUUGCGCCCAUCUCUUUGUUCUCGAUCACACGUACGACAGAUAUUAUAAGACACCCCUCGUCUCCUCACACUUUGCCAUAUUGUCCCAGAUUGUGACAUCCAGGUAAAAAAAAAAAGAAACCGAAGUGAUUUUUUUUUUUUUUUUUUUUUUUUUAACCUUCAAAGUGUCUUCUUCCUUCCUCUUUCCUAUGAUUGUCACCCUUAUGUGUGGAAGAAUAGUCUCGGCAGGGUUUGCUCACUGCGCAGACACAUACGUAAGAGGUCAGUAAAUGUUCUAGCUUUACCAAAUGAUACACAACAGGGCGGUUUCCUAAACACUCGAAGUCCAGUUUUUGUUGUUGCUUAAAAAAAAAAAAAACUGCUCAGGAAACCGAUCCUACUGAGUCGCGUGUGCUUCUGUACGGGCUACAGAGCCGUGGGCCGGACCCAAACUGAGAACUAGACCCCAUAUACUUUAUGGAAGAACUAUCAUAAAAUCUGCUCUUUCCCUUUUUACUUGUUCUGGUUGUUUUCUGUUUCUCACACUGCAUUAUGCAUGAGGUCCUCAAAUAUCUACUUUUUUUUUUUUUUUUUUUUUUUUUUUUUUUUUUGACCUGAUGUUGUUUACUUGAAUUUCAUGUAUAGAAAAUGACCUUGUUACUUGUGUGAGGUACAGAGUCACAAUGAAGGUAACAGAUACUGAUAACUGCUACUACAUGUGCAAAUGCUUUCCUUGAAUAACUACAGAGGUAAUAUAUUUUUGUAUUUUUAAAUGUAAGCAAACUCAUAUAUGUAACUGCUAACCAAAAAAAAAAAAACGGAAAAAAAACAAAAACAGGUUGCAUCACGUGCAGCAUCCUCAUACGAAACCCAGUAGACAGCUUCUAGUUGUUGAAACGAUAUGAACGGCAAAGCAGAGGUGAAUUGUUGAAUGAAGGACAAGGAUGCUGUUGUCAGAGUAGGAUCUUCAUGUCAAGUGAAGAUCUCUUGCCCCAUGUGGAAGUCUGUAAGCACAAUAAGGAGGAAGAAGCUACCCUGCAUGUUUUACAAAGAACCAGACUCGUAUGUUAGUUAUCUUUUCAUCUGUAUAUAUAUCAUAAAACCUUUUCAAAUACUUGUUUUAGUCAUCCUCAUAUGAUCAUGUCAGAUAAGAAACUGUAUGCAUUCAUUUAUUGUACUGUCGAAUAAAAGCAUUUCUCCC